GAUUGUCCUCAUUGCAUCCCUGUGAUUCUUGCCACAUCCAUAAAACCAAAAGAUCUGUUGCCUUUUCCUCUGGAUCCUGCAUCACUGACAUUCAGCUGUGACAUUGUGAAGCCAGAAUUCAUUUUUGCCAUGAAAUUAUUUGCUGUUUUAGCUGCACUCCUCUUCUUGGGGCUGCUGGUUGACGCAGUUCCUCAAGACAAAUUUAUAUCAGAAGAAGACUGUAUCUAUUGGGGAGCAAAAUGCACGAGACUUCCAUGUAGCACAGAUAUGGUUUUCCAUGGACUGUGUGCGCCAGAUGUCAAUUGCUGCAAACCAGAUCCUAUGCCACGUUGUAAAGCCAGGAGAGGCACAUGCAUUGAAGGGGGUUGUGGGAGAGAUGGUACCUUCCUUUUCAAGUGUUCCAGGGACUGGGUAUGCUGCAGAUCACCAAAGUCUAUCAGUGGAAGGCGUUGAGAUUCUGACUAUCAAAGAUCUGGGACCUCAGAAAUCCAUCGCUGAAUAAUUUAUGUGACUACAGAUAUCC
This is a messenger RNA of Anolis sagrei ordinatus, 523 nucleotides long. The record is from RefSeq and is a predicted model, not a curated record. Lineage: Eukaryota; Metazoa; Chordata; Lepidosauria; Squamata; Anolidae.